AUGAUUCCUUCUCCACAAAGAAGUGGAUCGGGGUUACCGCAGAGCCCUAGAUCCCCAUAUUCGCAAGCGCCGUUUUUAUCAGUCUCGGUAACCGAUCCAGCUAAGAUGGGCAAUGGCGUCCAAGCUUAUAUCUCCUAUAAAGUCAUUACAAAGACAAAUUUACCUGAGUACCAAGGUCCUGAGAAGAUUGUUAUCAGAAGAUACAGUGAUUUUGUUUGGUUACGUGAUCGACUUUUUGAGAAGUACAAGGGCGUUUUCAUUCCACCUCUUCCAGAGAAGAGUACAGUAGAAAAAUUUAGGUUUAGCGCGGAGUUCAUUGAAAUGAGGCGUCAAGCGCUUGAUCUAUUUGUUAACCGAAUAGCUUCUCACCACACGCUUCAGCAGAGUGAGGAUCUAAGAAUCUUUCUUCAGGCAGAUGAACAGACAAUGGAAAGAGCAAGAUCUCAGGAAACUGGUCUCUUCAAGAAGAAACCAUCUGAUUUGAUGCAGAUAUUCAAGGAAGUACAAUCAAAGGUGAGUGAUGUUGUUCUUGGAAAGGAGAAACCGGUGGAGGAAUCCACUCCUGAAUAUGAGAAACUGAAGCGUUAUGUCUUCGAGCUGGAAGAUCACUUGGCUGAAGCUCAGAAACAUGCAUACCGUCUUGUAAAAAGACAUAGAGAGUUGGGGCAAUCUCUAUCAGAGUUUGGGAAGGCAGUCAAGCAGCUUGGCUCUUGUGAAGAUAAUGCUCUAGGAAAAGCGUUUUCUGAGCUGGGGGUCAAAUCAGAAAUAAUUUCAAUUAAACUGCAGAAAGAGGCUCACAAUCUCUUGAUGAACUUUGAGGAGCCUUUGAAAGAUUAUGUUCGUGCAGUACAAUCUAUCAAGAACACCCUGGCUGACAGAGCAAAUGCUUUCAAGCAACAAUGUGAAUUGGCCGAGACAAUUAAGUUCAAGGAAAUUGAUCUGAACAAAAUGAGGCUGACACGUUCAGAGAAACUGGCUGAGGCUGAGCGUGAAUAUGAAGUGCUGAAGGCUGAGGGUGAGGAAGCAAGUAGAAGAUUUGGAACAAUUGUGCGGUUGAUGAAUGAUGAAAUGGUCAGAUUUCAAGAACAAAAGACCUGGGACAUGGGUCAGGCAUUCCAUGAAUUUGCUAAGGGACAAGCACAGCUAGCAAAUGGUAUUGCUGAGGCUUGGCGGAGUCUUCUUCCGAAGCUCGAUGCCUGUGCUUCUGCCUAG
Oldenlandia corymbosa var. corymbosa is the source of this 1212-nucleotide messenger RNA. NCBI's taxonomy places the organism in Eukaryota, Viridiplantae, Streptophyta, Magnoliopsida, Gentianales, Rubiaceae. The record is from the annotation of a GenBank genome assembly.